Molecule: messenger RNA, 1950 nt
Organism: Acanthaster planci (crown-of-thorns starfish)
Lineage: Eukaryota; Metazoa; Echinodermata; Asteroidea; Valvatida; Acanthasteridae
Gene: m1ap
Product: meiosis 1 associated protein
Biological process (GO): male meiosis chromosome separation; meiosis I; spermatogenesis
Source: RefSeq, a predicted model, not a curated record
ACGCAUGCUCGGGCUGAAGUUUUAGUGCACAAAUUUGUGCGAACCCUACUGCUAAAACGGUACAUCUUAUUUAUUCUUAUGCAACUUCAAAGAGGAUGGAGAAACAGCACACAAGGGCUGUUUUUGCACGUCAGCCAGCUCGUAUUUUACUGGUGGACUUCUCCCUGCCAUUUAAUGCUGGUAUCUGUCACCUGGUUCACAAGUCUCUGGAGGAAUUGUUUGCAGUCGUCUGCAGUAUGCCUGGGAUACCAAGGAUCCCCUACUUUGGGCUUUUUGCUCUGGGCACACAUGCCGAGAAUCUGUUUCCGCUCCAACACAUCAAAGGCAAUUUCCAGCGGCUGUAUAACGCACUGCAGGAAUUGAAGUCAUUCACGUCAGAUAGUUUCAUGACGAUGGAAUCAUCGGUCAAUCUAGGCCAAGCAAUGAGAGAGGCAACAGUCCAGUUCCGUCGACAGGCUCAAACACUACGACAGAUGACAGGCUUUAGUGCCCAGCUAGAAGUGACUCUUUUGACUUGUCAUCAAGGGCCGUCAAUUAGCAAACAGAUUAAUGAGAUCUUACCUGAGAUGGAUCUGACAUCAUUGAGACGAAUCCAGGUUGUCACAGUACUGGCCGGGCCCAGUGGCCUAAUAUUCAUGGACCCCUCUACAAUGUCAAUUGACAUUGACAGCUCACCAACCAUCAAGAUAGAAAUGACAGGAUCUCCAACUUCCUCCCAGAGCAGCGACCCACUAGCUCUAGGUGCUGUGGAGACGGUAACUCUGGAGCAAGAUGAGAUAAGUUUUCAAGAGUUUUUCCGCAGUUGGCUUCAUGACUGUGGCACAGACAGAGAACAUCUUCAUCUUCAACUUCCUCCAACAACUGUUGAAGACGACUGGUUGACCCUGAAAUGUGAUCUCCAGGAAAGUUUGCUCAGUUCAUCCCAAUUUCCUUUCCAGGCACAGUUUGAUAUUCAUGCAAGCAUGGUUCCCAGUAAACCUAUCGCCAAUCAAAUGUCUGGCAAGAUCAACACUAUCACCGCCCCAAUCAUAACACUGCAUACAAUCCAAAUGGUCAAGGUGUCAGGCCUACACGUAUGCGACUCCACAGUCUUUGGAAUGCCUCUCCUAGUCAAACCGACAUCAUGUUGGCAGCUGGAUUGGGAAGAGCUAGAGUCAAACCAGCAACACUUUCACGCUCUCUGUCACUUGCUUCAAGAAAAGAGUUUAGCCUUAGUGACCAGGCUGGAUGACAACACUCCUUCACCUAGCUAUCAGACCCCAAAGCCUAGUGGCCAUUUUAUCCUUCUACCUUCAUCAGGUCUGUCUCUCCUCCUCAAGCCUAUUGCUGUUAAGGAACUCAUACUACCAACAGAUUGUAGCCAGCAGGAAGAGCAACCUGUCUCCGACUUUCUACAGAAUGUCACAGCUCGUUUGAAUAGGCUGGAGGUCGCUGACCUUUAUAACCCACUUAUGAAUACAUCCCAGCUUCACAAGAGCCUGAUGGGGACACUUGUCCGUGACAAGGGCACCAGGCCAGUGCAGAGUACCGGGAGGCAACUCAAACGCAAAACAACAGACACAAACACACCUUCAAGGAUGUACCCAACACAAAGAUGCUCAUCUUACCUGUACCCAAGCACCCAUGCAAUGCCUCAUGGAAAUACUUGGGGUAGCACCAAAGGCACAUCAAGGGGUGUAAAGCCCCCUAGCGCCCAGAGAUAUCACCAACCACUUGCAAUGGAAAGUACCACCUGCUAUCCCCAUACUGAGUAAAGUGGAAAAUUUCUGCUGACUGAGGGGCUUUCUAGCAGUAAUCCUCCACAUCAAAACAACUGGGUAAGCACUUUACAAACUGAUACUCUUGUUAUGAUGAAUAAAUAAAUGGACUAUUUGAAACAUCCAAUGACGACUGAAGCUCUACAAUUCAUGGACUUCCUCACAAAGACAGAAAGGUGGAUGGAAUUUGGUA